UCUGUCUCUCUCUCGGUCUAAUGAUCGCGAUGUUCUACUUGAACCAAACUGCUCUGCUCGCUGUUCAUCUCGUAGUUAUGUGUCCCGUCCUCGCAGAGAUUUUUGAGUUUUUUGCAGAUGACCACAGAGAUAUCCUGGUGUCCAGCGGAGACUCUAUCAUGUUCACUUGCAACGUAUCCACAAACAGAACAAUACAAAUCAACUGGACCAAAGACAAAUUUCUUUUUGCUCACUCCCUGAUACACAAUGAGACUUUUUCAAAUUUCACCUCUGACAGAGUGAGAAUAGAUGUUGACUUUCCUUCAAAGCUGAAAAUUUCAAACGCUCAGCUUGAAGACUCAGGACUAUAUCAAUGUAGUGUGACUAACAAAGAAGGUACAUACAGUAACAAGUGGAAUUUAACCGUGGCUGGGACACCUCCAGAAGUCCUGUCGUGGUAUUUUCUUUACACAGUUUUACCUGGAGUUGUGUUGCUCCUCUUUGGCAUCACUGCAGCUGUUUGCCUCCACAGAAAACUGAGGACCAGGACAUCAAAUCAGGACCCGGCCCAGAGCCAGCUUCAUCUGCAGUCAGGAGGAGAGGUGGUCAUCCCUCAAGCUCAGGCGGGCCCAGAGAGAAGAACAAAUAACAAGCACAGGAGUCAGUACCGGGAAAGGCUCAACUCAAUCUAUGGUCUCUAGUGAGAUAACGGGAAAUUCAACAGAAACACAACACAGUUAUUUCAACUUCAAACCAGGAGCCACAAGUGAGGACAGCUGGUGUGUCUGCAUCAACACAAUGAAACCAGUGCAUUCACUUUGCUGAUAGAUUCUUUAUUGUACUCUGUGUAUUGUAAUGUUUUUAUAUUUGAUGGUUUAAUGCACCCUGAGGUGUCUGAGGAAAGUGGCUUUCAGAGUUUGUUGUUCAUGGCAAUAAAGUUAAGGACACUCAAAAGGCUUUGAUUGACAGUCGGUGGCCUCUAGUGUCUCGAAAAGGAAUUGAA
Messenger RNA from Platichthys flesus (European flounder), 982 nucleotides. RefSeq lists its product as uncharacterized. Bases 21 to 680 code for a protein of 219 amino acids. Lineage: Eukaryota; Metazoa; Chordata; Actinopteri; Pleuronectiformes; Pleuronectidae. The transcript has 5 exons. The record is from RefSeq and is a predicted model, not a curated record.